Messenger RNA from Trichomonas vaginalis G3, 426 nucleotides. RefSeq lists its product as uncharacterized. The transcript has a single exon. The record is from RefSeq and is a predicted model, not a curated record. Bases 1 to 426 code for a protein of 141 amino acids. Lineage: Eukaryota; Parabasalia; Trichomonadida; Trichomonadidae.
AUGAGUCAUAGAGUUCAACUUCUUUUAGGAGCAUACCAUAUGACAUUUCCUUUGAAAAGUGUUGACAAAACGAUUGAGAUGAAAUCUGUUCCAUACGUAUGUUAUGGUAAUUGUUUAUACAUUGAGUCUAAAAUAGCUAAUGUCACAGGCAUUUCAGGAGUUAAUAGUAAAGGUUCAGUAGAAUAUAAAUCCUUCUGUUAUGCAGUCAAUUCAAUGUUCAUUCCAAACGUUCCUGUCAUAGCAACUCAUUUAGGUAAAUGGGUUCGCAUUAGUCCUCAUAAUUUGAAAGACAUGCAAUUCAGACUUGUUGACUUUCAAGGAGAGCCUGUAGAACUGAAGGCACCAGUGCGAAUGACUGUUGAAGUUGACUUUUUAGAAAAUAUUAAAUGCAACAGCUUACAAGAGAACUCAGAGCUAAAAAUAUAA